Molecule: messenger RNA, 2949 nt
Organism: Nomascus leucogenys (northern white-cheeked gibbon)
Lineage: Eukaryota; Metazoa; Chordata; Mammalia; Primates; Hylobatidae
Gene: ATRIP
Product: ATR interacting protein
Exons: 12
Coding region: 106-2610 (834 amino acids)
Biological process (GO): DNA repair; DNA damage checkpoint signaling
Source: RefSeq, a predicted model, not a curated record
GCUGCGGAGGCAAGCGGCGGCGCGCGGACGGUUGGUCCAGCGCUCGGGCCUGGCGGCAGGCAAGUCCAGCUCGGUGCUGUCGGAUACUUGGGGUGAGCGGAAAGCAUGGCGGGGACCUCCGCGCCAGGCAGCAAGAGGCGGAGCGAGCCCCCGGCGCCUCGCCCCGGCCCGCCGCCGGGCACCGGGCACCCCCCGAGCAAGCGGGCCCGGGGCUUCUCCGCGGCCGCUGCCCCGGACCCUGAUGACCCGUUCGGCGCGCAUGGGGACUUCACUGCCGACGACCUGGAGGAGCUUGACACCCUCGCGUCACAGGCCCUGAGCCAAUGUCCGGCCGCGGCUCGGGACGUGUCCAGUGAUCGUAAGGUCCACAGAUUAUUAGACGGCAUGUCAAAAAAUCCUCCAGGGAAAAACAGAGAAAAUGUUCCAAUUAAAGAUAAUUUCGAAUUAGAGGUACUUCAGGCACAAUAUAAAGAACUUAAAGAAAAGAUGAAAGUAAUGGAAGAAGAAGUUCUCAUUAAGAAUGGAGAAAUUAAAAUUUUGCGAGACUCACUACAUCAGACGGAAUCCGUUCUAGAGGAACAGAGAAGAUCACAUUUUCUUCUUGAGCAAGAGAAAACCCAAGCACUCAGUGACAAGGAAAAGGAAUUCUCCAAAAAGCUCCAAUCAUUGCAGUCUGAACUCCAGUUUAAAGAUGCAGAGAUGAAUGAAUUAAGGACAAAGCUCCAGACCAGUGAACGAGCAAAUAAACUGGCUGCUCCCUCUGUUUCCCAUGUCAGUCCUAGGAAAAACCCUUCUGUGGUUAUAAAGCCAGAAGCAUGUUCUCCACAAUUUGGAAAAACAUCUUUUCCUACAAAGGAGUCUUUUAGUGCUAACAUGUCCCUUCCCCACCCCUGCCAGACGGAGUCAGGAUACAAGCCUCUGGUGGGCAAAGAGGAUAGUAAGACCCACAGUCUGAGAGGUGACUCCAUAAAACAAGAAGAGGCCCAGAAAAGCUUUGUUGACAGCUGGAGACAGAGAUCAAACACUCAAGGUUCCAUUUUGAUAAACCUGCUCCUGAAGCAGCCUUUGAUCCCAGAGUCAUCCCUAAGCCUUUGCCACCUCCUGAGUAGUAGUUCUGAGUCUCCUGCUGGCACCCCCCUGCAGCCACCAGGGUUUGGCAGUACCUUGGCUGGAAUGUCAGGCCUCAGGACCACAGGUUCUUAUGAUGGGUCAUUUUCCCUCUCAGCCCUGAGAGAAGCACAGAACCUGGCAUUCACUGGACUGAAUCUGGUUGCCAGGAAUGAGUGCUCACGUGAUGGAGACCCAGCAGAGGGAGGCAGAAGGGCCUUCCCACUCUGCCAGCUUCCUGGAGCCGUGCAUUUCCUCCCCCUUGUACAGUUCUUCAUCGGCUUACACUGCCAGGCCCUGCAGGACUUGGCAGCUGCUAAGAGAAGUGGAGCACCUGGGGACUCACCGACACAUUCCUCCCGCGUGAGCUCUGGCGUAGAGACCAACCCUGAGGACUCAGUGUGCAUCCUGGAAGGCUUCUCUGUGACUGCACUUAGCAUUCUUCAGCACCUGGUGUGCCACAGCGGAGCAGUCGUCUCCCUAUUACUGUCAGGAGUCGGGGCAGAUUCUGCUGCUGGGGAAGGAAACGGGAGCCUGGUUCACAGGCUUAGUGAUGGAGAUAUGACCUCAGCCCCAAGGGGGGUUGCUGAUGACCAAGGACAGCACCCACUGUUGAAGAUGCUUCUUCACCUGUUGGCUUUCUCUUCUGCAGCAACAGGACACCUUCAAGCCAGUGUCCUGACCCAGUGCCUUAAGGUUUUGGUGAAAUUAGCCGAAAACACUUCCUGUGAUUUCUUGCCCAGGUUCCAGUGUGUGUUCCAAGUGCUGCCAAAGUGCCUCAGCCCAGAGACACCCCUGCCUAGCGUGCUGCUGGCUGUUGAGCUCCUCUCCCUGCUGGCGGACCACAACCAGCUGGCACCUCAGCUCUGUUCCCACUCGGAAGGCUGCCUCCUGCUGCUGCUGUACAUGUACAUCACAUCACGGCCUGACAGAGUGGCCUCGGAGACACAAUGGCUCCAGCUGGAACAAGAGGUGGUGUGGCUCCUGGCUAAGCUUGGUGUGCAGAGCCCCUUGCCCCCAGUCACUGGCUCCAACUGCCAGUGUAAUGUGGAGGUGGUCAGAGCGCUCACUGUGAUGUUGCACAGACAGUGGCUGACAGUGCGGAGGGCAGGGGGGCCCCCAAGGACUGACCAGCAGAGGCGGACAGUGCGCUGUCUGCGGGACACGGUGCUGCUGCUGCACGGCCUAUCGCAGAAGGACAAGCUCUUCAUGAUGCACUGCGUGGAGGUGCUGCAUCAGUAUGACCAGGUGAUGCCGGGGGUCAGCAUGCUCAUACGAGGGCUUCCUGAUGUGACCGACUGUGAAGGUGAGCCUACCAGAGGCCCUCCUGCCCAGCCCCCACGGCUUCUCCCAGAGGUUCCCCAACAAGUCAGAUUCCUGGGCGUCCCCUCAGCAGGCCCCCGCCCACUGUGGCCUGUUCUGGCACUGGGGCCGUUUUCUUUUAUCUUCCUGCCUCAGUUCUUCUCCAAGCAUAUUGGGCUGCCUUUUGCUCCUGUCUGUUGAGUGUGCCUGGCAGAGCCACGGUUUUUCCAGAAAUACCCAUGUUUGAAUUGCCUUUGUAUCACUUUGUUUGCAGUAGCUGAGGGAGCAGGGCCUGGGUGUGGAAGGGACUGGUUAGUUCCUGCGGACGUUGGGGGAGGAGAGGUGGGACCUGCCCUAGGCCCUGGCACCUUUGGGCCCUCACCAGGAACCUCUCCUUUUUGUCUCAGAGGCAGCCCUGGAUGACCUCUGUGCCGCGGAAACCGAUGUGGAAGACCCCGAGGUGGAGUGUGGCUGAGGCCCUGAGCAUCCAGCCACAUGGUGGCACCAGCACCACUCCUUUCCUUACCACAUCAACUGAUU